CCCACACCCAACCUGCACUGUGUGUCCUCGGUACAGAGAGGCUCCGCAGCCCUGCAGUGUCUGCGGGACAUCGUCUCGUCUCUGCGGCUCUUCGUCUACCUCUCUGCGGCCUGAGCAGCACCCAGGGGCGGCCUGGAUCUCUGCGACAGCCCCGGUGUAAACAUCUUCCUGCUGCGUCCAUCCUACGGGCUGCAGGCAUCAUCCAUGAACUGUCAAUGUGGAUAGUGGCUUAUUUACAGUGCAUCAUCUGACUGGAGAAGACGUCUGACUGGCACCAUGAGCAGCACUGUGUUUCAGCAGCAGGCUGUCCACAGCCCUCUGGAGCAGCAGAAGCAGAAGCAGAAGUCAGGCGGAGGAGGGCCGAUCCCAUGUCAGAACUGUGGGAAGCCGUGCAAAGGAGAGGCUCUCCGAGUUCAGAACAAACACUUCCACAUCAAGUGCUUCGUCUGUAAAGUGUGUGGCGUCGAGCUGGCUCAGGGAGGCUUCUUUGUGCGGCAGGGUGAAUACAUCUGUACUCUGGACUACCAGAGACUGUACGGCACUCGCUGCUUCAGCUGCCAGGAUUUCAUCGAGGGGGAGGUGGUGUCCGCUCUGGGGAAGACCUACCACCCCCGCUGCUUCGUCUGCGCCUCCUGCAAACAGCCAUUUCCAGCUGGAGACAGAGUGACUUUUAACGGGAAGGAGUGCAUCUGCCAAAAGUGUACCCAGCCUCUCCCUGCCAACAGUCCUGCACCCAUCCAGGCUGUGCACAACUGCUGCGGCUGUGGGAAGGAGUUUAAGAACGAACAGUCUCUGGUAGCGCUGGACAAACACUGGCACCUGGGCUGCUUUAAAUGCAAAGUCUGCAACAAGGUGCUCAACGCCGAGUACAUCAGCAAGGAUGGGAUCCCCUACUGUGAGAUGGACUACCACGCCAUGUUCGGCAUCCAGUGUGAGAGCUGCAAGAAGUACAUCACUGGAAAAGUCCUGGAGGCUGGAGAGAAGCACUACCACCCGACAUGUGCCCGCUGUGCCCGCUGUGAGCAGAUGUUUGCAGAGGGAGAAGAAAUGUACCUGCAAGGAUCUUCUAUCUGGCAUCCUCCGUGCAGACAAGCAGCCAAGCAGGAGGAGAAGAGCAAGAAGCAGGUCCGGAUACAGCUCAAUGAUGUUCCAGAGCAACAGGUGACCAGGACUUCAUCUGAGAGCAUCACUUCCGUCCCGGCCUCAAGCGCCUCUGGCUCCCCCAGCAGAGUCAUCUAUGCCAAACUUGGAGAGGAGAUGUUGGAUUACAAGGACCUGGCUGCUCUCCCGAAGACCAAGGCCAUCUACAACAUCGACAGACCCGACAUGCUGUCCUACUCUCCGUACGUCAGCUACCCGUCUGAGGAGAGACACUACGGAGAGUCCCCCCAGCUGCUUUCUCCUACUCCUACUGAGGGAGAUGGAGAGAAGUCGCCCCGUCAGCGGAGGCCCUCCAGUCCAAGCUCCAACAGCUCCGUGGGGGGUUAUGGACGUUACACCCCGUCCCGUUCCCCCCAGAAUUACAGCCGACCAGGAGCAGACGUAUACCUCAGUGGUAGAAACAGCAGCCAGGCCCGUGACUCCAAUUCCCUCCCUUUGCCUCCAAAUAUGUUGGGUGCCAUUAAGUACCCGUCCACCUGGGCGAGGGACUCCUCAUCCCUCCCUCUGUACUACUCUGGAGGGGCUGAAGGAAGCGGCGGUGGUGGUGGUAGUGGCAAGCACUCGCCUCUACCACCAGGUGGCAAUGUGAGCUUGUCUUACCAGCUGAACCCCACCACCCUGGCCAUGCUGCAGCAGCACAACUACAUCCCAUACUUCAGAGGUAGUGAAAGUGGUCGGAGUACCCCAAGCUUAUCCACCUAUUCUGAUGGCAAAUCCCCCUCCUCUACUUCUACAUACGUGGCUGCUCCCCGGCACUUCCACAUACCAGAGACUAUGGUCAAAGAUAAUAUCUAUAGAAAACCCCCCAUCUACAAACAGCAUGCUUCUAGAACAUCCUGGCAGGAUGGGGAGGAUAGCAAGAGGACCAGCUGGAUGAUUCUGAAGCAUGAAAUCGACGGACAGAUGGGUUCAGAAGAUCUAGACCCCCGUAAAUCCACACACAGUCUGCCCACUGAUACCUCCCAGCCCAAUUUCCCCUACAACAAGUCUGCAUCUUUACCCGGAUAUGGAAGGAAUGGCAUCUACAAGGCUGCUGAUAUGGUGGAAGAUGAAGUGGACCCAGACUCCCACAGCUGGGGCGGCAUGAGAGAAUACAAGAUCUACCCGUAUGAACUCCUGGCAGUGACGCAUCGAGUGAAAGUGAAGCUUCCCAGAGACGUAGAUCGCACCAGACUGGAGAGACAUCUAUCUCCCGAGGACUUCCAGCAGGUUUUCGGUAUGACCCUGGAUCAGUUCGACCGUCUGGCCCUGUGGAAGAAGAAUGACCUGAAGAAGAGGGCCCGCCUUUUUUAGGACAGGAACACAGAGCAACAUCUCAACUGAGCAUCCGUCCUGAGUGGAGGGAAGCAGAAAAAAAAAACACAACCCAUCUGAAAUAACCUAUAUAUGCACCGCCAUGAUACCCUUACUCUCCACCUGUACAACGCCAUGCCAUCAUGCCUGCGGAGAGAGGCUCCGCGCCGGGACAUUUCCACGAUGUUGAGGCAGCAUUUAUCGCUUUUUGUAUGCAAUGUGGUCUGACUGGAAACGGACGAGGACGAGGAGCUGCGUUUGCAUGGCCUGUGUUGAUGCUCCUCGCCUCACAUGUGGUUUCUGCAUCCUUUCACCCCCGACCUCCUGCCCUUCUCGACGCUUUCAUACGUACAUCCCAGCAAAAAAAGAAACAGCUUUUCUAUUUCUGGUGUAGGCCUUUUCCAAGGUUCUGACUGUUUAAUGUGAUCCUUCUUAUCAGUUUUACUUUGUCAUCGUGUCCGUCUCUACAAAUCAUCCGUUUGCUGCUCUGCUUUUUCUCUCUCUGAGUUUUCCUCCCCACACUGACUGUUACAUCUUCACGCCAAUUCAGUUUUUCUUCAGGACUCUGUUCAAGCAUGUGAAGGAGACGAGAAUAAGAGACGACUCCAGCUGCUCUGAUCUUCUUUAUCCAAAAAGCACCUUAUCAUACACUUUUGUUUUCAUGUCCUGUUUAAUCAUAGAUGUGGGGAAACGCUGGUGGGGUAGUUUUGAUUUGCGUGCCAUGAUAUGUUCGAAUGCAGUCCCAUAUCUUACAUAAGCAUCUCGUAAAUCAGCACGGAGAGACGAGUAAGGACUGGAUAAGAGCCAAACUUGGCCGUAAAUCACAGAUAGAGGGGAGGAUGGGGGUUAUAAAAGCAGAAGAGGGGGGUUUCAAGGUGUGCAAAGGUGUCAAACAUGCAGCAUUGCCAGAGUGAUUCGCACUCACGUCAAAAACAAACAAAAGAAAUUAUUUUUAUAAGCUAUUUUUGACUUCUGGAAAGCAUCAUUAUGCCACACAGCUGAUAGAAAUCAUGAUUUUGUUACCAGAUAAGAAUAAAAACAUAUUAAGCUUCCUGCAGCAGCACUUCCAAGUGCUUGAUUUAAAAGUCGACGCUUUAACUGUGUUAUACGCUCUCAGAUAGAGAUUUAACUCUUUAUAUGUUUGAUGUUUGAAAGCAUUGUCGCGUACAGUAAAUCAAGCUGCAGUCUGUCAGCUUUGCUUGAUAAUUUCUGGACUGCAAACUAACAUACCAUAAGAUGUAUGUGAACAUGUACUGGACAUAUACCAGAUAUAUUUGUCUGUAUACAAGCCAUGGUGUGUAACUCUUCAGGCAUGCAUGAGGGAGGGAACACAGGGUUUGUCCACUGGUUACAGAUGUAUGAAAACAUUAUGAUCAAUGUGGUUUGAGUGAUUUUUCAAUGAAACGCCCAGGUCAGCUGCUUCCAUUAGCUUGUGUUAGGUAUUUAUUUAAUUGCAAUAUUAUUAAGGAAGGGAUUUUAUUUUGAAAUCUUAUGGUUGUAGUGUCAAAUGCAUAGCAUCACAAAGAAGAGCUUUGAAGAGAAACAUAUCAACAUAUUGAGUUUAAACUGAGUGUCAAAUCACUUUUUUUGUUUUUGCUCCUGUAAGUAACACACUAACUGUUGUCAUCAAUGUCAUGUCUUCUUUCUAAUAUUCAUCUGCUAUUAAAGUGCUUUAUCCAAACAACAGAGUCACCUUUUCUUAU
Cheilinus undulatus (humphead wrasse) is the source of this 4157-nucleotide messenger RNA. It is a transcript of the gene ablim2, whose product is annotated as actin binding LIM protein family, member 2. The coding region runs from base 277 to 2454 and encodes 725 amino acids. The record is from RefSeq and is a predicted model, not a curated record. Lineage: Eukaryota; Metazoa; Chordata; Actinopteri; Labriformes; Labridae. The transcript has 23 exons. Gene Ontology annotation, cellular component: actin cytoskeleton. Gene Ontology annotation, biological process: cytoskeleton organization; lamellipodium assembly. Gene Ontology annotation, molecular function: actin filament binding.